Molecule: messenger RNA, 1023 nt
Organism: Hypoxylon fragiforme
Lineage: Eukaryota; Fungi; Ascomycota; Sordariomycetes; Xylariales; Hypoxylaceae
Exons: 6
Coding region: 1-1023 (340 amino acids)
Cellular component (GO): cytoplasm; nucleus
Molecular function (GO): RNA binding
Source: RefSeq, a predicted model, not a curated record
AUGUCGGUCGUCUCACCGAAUUUGUUCGACCUCCUCGGUAACGAUGUCGAAGGAGAUGAAGCGCCGUCUGGCCCUGUGAAGACGGUUGACAAGACCAUAAUGCGCGGUACCAAGCGCAACGUCGAGCCGCAAGCACCAGUAAAGCCCGUUGCCAACACCGGAGCUCGUCGUUCUGGUCCUGGAGGCAACGAGGGAGCCUACCGCGACCGUAACGCUGGGUCCGCCAACAACCAUCGCAAGUCCACCGAUGAGACUCCCCGAAGCGCUCCUCGAGGUGGCCGUGAUGCCCGCGGACGAGGAGGCCGCGGCGGUCGAUUCCCUCGUGAACGUGACGACAAGCACACCAAGGGUGUCGCAACUGGGUCGGAAAAGCAAGCAGCCCAGUCAUGGGGUGCUACAGAAGGCGUUGCCGAGCAAAAGGACGAACAGGCCGGGGAGGAGAUUGCCCAAACUGAAUUAAAGGAAGCCACCGCAGAGGAUGCCGAGAACCCCGGUACUCCCGUCGAGCCUGAGGACAAGCAUGUGUCCUACGCAGAGUAUCUUGCCCAGCAAGCCGAGAAGAAGCUUGCUCUCGGCGAGACCCUCGAGAUUCGCAAGGCCAACGAAGGUAGCAAGGCUGACAAGAAGUGGGCCAAUGCUAAGGCCCUGACCAAGGAAAACGAUGAUGAUUACGUUUCCGGCGUCGGUGGCAAGGUCAAGCGUGAGCGUGAGCGCAAGGCCAAGCAACUUCUCGAGAUCGACCAACGAUAUGUCGAGCCUGAGCGUACUGGUGGUGGUGGCCGUGGUGGUGGUCGCGGUGGAAGAGGAGGACCUCGUGGUGGUGCUCCUCGCGGUGACCGUGGUGACGGCCAGAGCCGCGGCGGCGCUCCUAGGGGCGAUGGCGCUCCUCGAGGUCGUGGUGGUCGCGGCCGAGGCGAAUCCCGAGGUGAACCUCGUGGUGAGUUCCGUGGUGGACGUGGAGGAGCUCGCGACAACUCCUCUUUCGCUCUCAACUCGGAUGCCUUCCCUAGUCUGGGUGCGUAA